Racocetra fulgida is the source of this 134-nucleotide messenger RNA. The record is from the annotation of a GenBank genome assembly. Lineage: Eukaryota; Fungi; Glomeromycota; Glomeromycetes; Diversisporales; Gigasporaceae.
CGUUGCACAUUUAUACGGCAAUCAGCAGGAUCAAGAACAGUCCAAAUUAGAAAAUGCCUAUACUAUCGAAAAAGGUUUUAUUGAAAGCUCGCCUGAUUUAUUUCGAUUUGGGAAAGCUACAGACACAGCAACAC